GCCGGCGAUGGUGACACAUGCGGCGGCGGCGCGCCGGCGGCAGGACCAUGGUUGAGCGCGCCAGCAAGUUCGUGCUGGUGGUGGCGGGCUCGGCGUGCUUCAUGCUCAUCCUGUACCAAUACGCGGGCCCGGGGCUGAGCCUGGGCGCGCCCGGUGGCCGAGCGCCACCCGACGACCUGGAUCUCUUCCCCACGCCGGACCCACAUUACGAGAAAAAGUACUACUUCCCGGUGCGCGAGCUGGAGCGCUCGCUGCGCUUCGACAUGAAGGGCGACGACGUGAUCGUCUUCCUGCACAUCCAGAAGACCGGCGGCACCACCUUCGGCCGCCACCUUGUGCAGAACGUGCGCCUCGAGGUGCCCUGCGACUGUCGGCCGGGCCAGAAGAAGUGCACCUGCUAUCGGCCCAACCGCCGCGAGACGUGGCUCUUCUCUCGCUUCUCCACGGGCUGGAGCUGCGGGCUGCACGCUGACUGGACCGAACUCACCAACUGUGUGCCCGGUGUGCUAGACCGCCGCGACCCAGCAGGUCUGCGUUCGCCCAGGAAGUUCUACUACAUCACUCUGCUGCGAGACCCAGUAUCGCGCUACCUGAGCGAGUGGCGACAUGUACAGCGUGGUGCCACAUGGAAGACCUCACUGCACAUGUGCGACGGGCGCACGCCAACCCCAGAGGAGCUGCCGCCCUGCUACGAGGGCACAGACUGGUCAGGCUGCACGCUGCAGGAGUUCAUGGAUUGCCCCUACAACCUGGCCAACAACCGGCAGGUGCGCAUGCUGGCCGACCUCAGCCUGGUGGGCUGCUACAACCUGUCCUUCAUCCCCGAGAGCAAGCGGGCCCAGCUGCUGCUGGAGAGCGCCAAGAAGAACCUGCGCGGCAUGGCCUUCUUCGGCCUCACCGAGUUCCAGCGCAAGACGCAGUACCUCUUUGAGCGGACGUUCAACCUCAAGUUCAUCCGGCCCUUCAUGCAGUACAACAGCACCCGGGCGGGCGGUGUGGAGGUGGACGAGGACACUAUCCGGCACAUCGAGGAGCUCAACGACCUGGACAUGCAGCUGUAUGACUAUGCCAAGGACCUCUUCCAGCAGCGAUACCAGUACAAGAGACAGCUGGAGCGCAGGGAACAGCGCCUGCGCAAUCGCGAAGAGCGCCUCCUGCAUCGCUCCAAGGAGGCGCUGCCGCGGGAGGACCCGGAAGAGCCCGGCCGCGUGCCCACCGAGGACUACAUGAGCCAUAUCAUCGAGAAGUGGUAGUGGUGGCAGGGGCAGAGAGUGAUGGGCAAGAUUUCAUGGGGCCAGCAGUUCUUGCUGAUUGGCGUCGAGGGGAGCGUGCUGGUAGAUCACCCUAGACCUUUGAUGGGCGAGGUGGGACCUUUGGGACAGGUGGCCUCCCUGCUCUCCUGGCCCCCAUGUCACACUUAAAACUGAAGAUUUGAAAAAGACUCUCGAGGGGACGUGUCUGCCCAGCCAGGAGCCCCACACCUACUAUGCACGCACUGGCUCCAAUGACCAGCCCCUCUAGGAACAUAUGACUAGCUCCUAAUAGUUCAUCUAAAGCUCCUUGGCCUCUGGGGACCCUAAUAACCCAGAAUCUCGGGGAGCCUGUUCCCUGAGAACACAAGCGAAUCUCUGUGGCGUCCUCAGACCUGGAGUUCCCCCUCCUCCUUACCCAUCACAGGGUCAGCCCCAGCCAUGGCAGAGAAGAGUCCACGUCUGGCACCUGGCUGCUGCACUCUCUGGGCCAUGAUCAAAAUCCACAGUCCAUCCUGGCUUUGAGGAGCCAGGCCCAGGCAGGAAAGGGAUGGACACCAAGAGUCUCCCACACACACACACCAGUCCCUGUGCUUUCUGAUCCCCCACUGCCCCCAGCCCUGUCACUGGGACAUUUAUACAAGGGCUCAUGUGCCACUGUUCCCACCACCAUACCAGCAAGUCUUCAGUCCCAUGCAUAAAAGCAUCCCGUGGCUGGGAUACAGGGCCACACCAACCUGAGCUGAUACUGAAUGGCCAGGAUGGGGACUUCCCCAUCCUCAGCUAAGGUUGGAAGGAACAGCUCUGAAUGUCCUUUCUGGGGCCUGGAUGCACAACCCUCCCCGCCCUGGCUCUCGCUCUCUGCAUCUUUCCGACCCUUCAAAGUCUGACCAAGCUAUCUCCAGCAGCCCUGUGGGCCAGCCAGUGUCCCUACUAGAAGCCAUGUCGCGUAUCUGUUUUUAAGCACUUGCCCAGUGCCCCAUCCCUUGUGUUCUCUAGGAGGCCCUGGUGGGCCCACCACUUACUUAGUGGAGGUGUCAUGACUUUUUCAGCCCAUUUGCAUGCAGACAAGGGUUGUGAGCUGACCCUGAGGCAGGACAGGGCCUACUCGCUGUCUCCGUCUCGCUCAGCACUCAGGCUAAGAAGGGGUGGGUUACCGCAGACAGGAGUAGGGGCCAUAUGUAGCAUAGCAAUAUUCCAGAUGUUGACAGGUGUAGCCGCUGCCCCAGAGCAAUGGCUUCGUCUUCACAUGUGGGUGGUUAUAGGGUCUACACUCAGGCACCAGGCACUUGACCUUGGGGUCCACAGGCAAGAUGAGUUCUGAUAGGCACCAUCCGGCCCCAUCCAGGGCCACCUUCAUGGUGAAUGAUCACACUGGGUAGCAAGAUGAGUUAGGCGGUCAGGACCACUGUGAAAGGGAUUGGCUUAGACACUCGGUUUAGAGCAGUUAUACUUCUGAGAGGAGCUUGGCAUAUUUGGGGAGCCCUGGGGUCUUUCACAGGUCGUGUUGGUUGUUGCCAGCUUCUGUCAGGAAGUACCCCAUCUCCACAUGGCCCCCCCUCACCACUUCCUGUGUAUGUGACCCAAACAUGGAUCUGUUCUAUACAUACUAGAAUAUGUUUUAACUUACGCCCCGCCAUCCUGACUCACGGAAGCACGGGUCACUUCUCUAUCUCUGCUGCGUUUGAAAAAUAGUCCCUCCCAUCUCAGGCCAGCGCCAGGCUGAGGAAUCCUCAGUCCCUUGACUGUCCACCCCUGCCUAAGGCUCAGGCCACCAGCUUUGGGGCACAGCUUCCUGGUACUCAGCAUCUCAGAAUAGGGUGCUUCCCCGUCCCUCCAGCUCCAAGGACUCUGCCUACCCCUGGGGCUGAGAGGCCAUGCAAAGGCAGCAAGCUAAUAACUCAGUCCCGAGGCACCCUGCAGCCCUGCAGACACCCCCUCUUGGAGUGAGCGGGAAGCGGGGACCACAGAACUGUCCAGGCACCGCGUCUGAACUGGAACUGUUUCACUUGAACCCGGGAGCUUUAAAGCUUUAUUUAUUUAUAGCUUCUUAUUAAAAAAUAAAAAGUGUUGAGAAGGAAUCUUUUUGGUUAUUCAUACAGAGCAAUGAAUUGACGGCGGAAAAGCAACUGGUUGUCUUCUAAUUGUCUUUGUCUAGGUGGAGAAUGAACAUUAGCAGAUGAAAUAAACCCUGAAAAGGUC
Messenger RNA from Peromyscus maniculatus bairdii (prairie deer mouse), 3452 nucleotides. RefSeq names its product heparan sulfate 6-O-sulfotransferase 1 (gene Hs6st1). Lineage: Eukaryota; Metazoa; Chordata; Mammalia; Rodentia; Cricetidae. Gene Ontology annotation, cellular component: membrane. The record is from RefSeq and is a predicted model, not a curated record. Gene Ontology annotation, molecular function: heparan sulfate 6-sulfotransferase activity.